This is a messenger RNA of Pantherophis guttatus, 2753 nucleotides long. RefSeq names its product choline dehydrogenase (gene CHDH). Gene Ontology annotation, cellular component: mitochondrial inner membrane. Lineage: Eukaryota; Metazoa; Chordata; Lepidosauria; Squamata; Colubridae. The record is from RefSeq and is a predicted model, not a curated record. Gene Ontology annotation, molecular function: flavin adenine dinucleotide binding; choline dehydrogenase activity.
CUUCUAGUGCCUGCCCGGUUGCUCUUUGGACUGGGCAGAUGCCCGUCAGCAGAGCAGAAAGUCGACGCUCGAAAGUUUCCGCUCCUCCUCAGGGCCGCGCGAGGAGCCCCGGUCCGUGGGAGUUUUGCAAGGAAUGAAGCGAAGUUCCAGGACCCCCGGGAGACUGAGCGGCGCGCGCCAAGCUUAGUCCGUGUCAGAAUAUUUGGACCCAAAUUGACUACAUCUGAAAUAACAUAGGAAACAAUGUCUUUCUUAAUCAAAGGUGUUCAAAAGCAUGGCUUUAUCUGUCAAGCCCACAAAGAAUUAUUCAAAAGAAGUAUAUCAAAAGCUUUCAAUGGACAAAGGAUGAGAUUUUCACAAGCAUCCUCUCCAGUUAAUUCUAAAAAUAUGGACUCUUUCAAUUAUAUAAUAGUCGGAGCUGGGUCUGCAGGAUGUGUUUUAGCCAACCGAUUGACUGAAGACCCUCACAACACUGUGAAGCUACUGGAAGCAGGUCCAAAAGAUACUGUUUUAGGUAGCAAACAAUUAUUGUGGAAGAUUCAUAUGCCUGCUGCUUUAACUUACAAUCUCUGUGAUGAGAAAUAUAAUUGGUACUACCAUACAACACCCCAAAAACACAUGGAUAAUCGGAUCCUGUACUGGCCCAGAGGACGAGUCUGGGGUGGUUCCUCAUCCCUCAAUGCCAUGGUAUACAUUCGGGGCCAUGCAGAAGAUUAUAACAGGUGGAGUAAAGAAGGGGCUGUUGGAUGGGACUAUGAAUUCUGUUUGCCGUAUUUUAAGAAAGCACAAACUCAUGAGUUGGGGGCUGAUCUUUAUCGAGGAGGGGAUGGCCCACUUCAUGUGUCAAGGGGAAAAACAAAAAACCCUCUUCACUGCGCAUUCCUGGAUGCAGCUCAGCAAGCUGGGUACCCUUUUACAGACGAUAUGAAUGGUUUUCAACAAGAAGGCUUUGGCUGGAUGGAUAUGACAAUAUAUAAAGGUAAAAGGUGGAAUACAGCUAGUGCGUAUCUUCGUCCUGCUUUAUCACGUCCAAACCUGUCUGCAGAAGUCAGCACACUUGUUACAAAAGUUUUAUUUGAGGGGACCAAAGCAAUUGGUAUUGAGUAUAUUAAAAAUGGAGAAAAGAAAAAGGUUUUUGCUAGUAAGGAAGUUAUUUUAAGUGGUGGCGCCAUAAAUUCUCCACAGUUACUUAUGCUAUCUGGGGUUGGAAAUGCAGAUGAUCUAAAAAAAUUAGGAAUCCCUGUUGUCUGCCAUCUUUCAGGGGUUGGCCAAAAUCUCCAAGAUCAUUUGGAAGUGUACAUACAGCAAAAGUGCACUCAACCUCUAACACUCUAUAAAUCACAAAAGCCUCUUCAGAUGAUCAAAAUUGGGCUUGAAUGGUUCUGGAAAUCCACAGGAGAUGGAGCCACUGCCCAUUUAGAAACUGGUGGAUUUAUAAGAAGUCGUCCAGGCAUUUCUCACCCAGAUAUCCAGUUCCACUUCCUCCCUUCUCAGGUGAUAGACCAUGGGCGAGUUGCUUCACAGUUGGAAGCUUAUCAGGUCCAUAUUGGCCCUAUGCGAAGUACCAGUGUAGGAAAGCUGAAGCUGAAGAGUUCAGACCCUACUGAGCAUCCAAUCCUUGAGCCUAAUUAUUUGUCAACAGAAAUAGAUGUCUGGGAGUUUCGCCAGUGUGUGAAAUUAGCUAGGGAGAUCUUUGCUCAAAAGGCAUUUGAAGAAUUCCGCGGACUUGAGAUUCAACCGGGGGAACACAUUCAGUCGGACAAAGAAAUAGAUGCUUUCAUAAGACAAAAAUCUGAUAGUGCCUACCAUCCUUCAUGCACGUGCAAAAUGGGACAGAAUUCUGAUCCUACUGCUGUGGUUGAUCCCAAGACCAAAGUUAUAGGCACAGAAAAUUUAAGAGUAGUUGAUGCCUCAAUAAUGCCCAGUAUUGUUAGUGGGAAUUUAAAUGCCCCAACCAUCAUGAUAGCAGAGAAGGCUGCUGAUAUUAUUUUGGGAUUACCACCGCUUCAAGAGAAAAAUGUUCCGGUAUAUAAACCCAAAACUCUGGAAACACAGCGUUAACUUUUUGCUCUGCAUUAGAAGUUUGCCUCCAUAGGAGAAUCUUGGCCUAUUUUUUCUGUAGGAACAUGUAUAAGGAGUAGCAUCACUUGAUAUGUUUUUCUAUACCACUAAAUCAAAAAUCUAUUUUCAAUGUCAAGAAAAAGGAUGUACAAUAGAAAUGAUACUUUACGUCAGUUAAUAUUUGUUAAUAAUAGAUUCCUGGAAGCAUCUGACAUUUGAUGGUAUGCGCAGUAAAUUUUUACCACAGAACGGAAGUCAGAUUCUGUACAUUAAUACAAAACUGUGGAAGGAAAAAUAACAAAAAUAGAAUGUAGUUUGUAUCUCUUGAUUUGAUGGGCUAGUACAUUUCAUAUUUUGCCUAUUUUCCACAUCCAGUCUAAAGGUAAGAGAAAAUAGCAAUGUAUUUUUUUCUAGUACACAAAGCAGUAUUUAAUCUCAGAAUGAAAUAGAAUUCUCAUUCUAAAUAGUUGAGGCAGAAUUAUGUUCAAGUUAGACUUCUUUGGCCUAUAUUCUGUAUCUUGUACAUUUGGGUCACUUUUUUUUCAAUUGUCACUAAAGAAUUUUAAAAGAAUGGAAGUCAUGCUGAAGUGAUGCAAUGGUUUUAGUAGAAAUAAUCAUGAUUAAAUUAUGCUGCUUGUGCUUUGCAAAAAUAUUUUACUUCUGGAAUAAACAAAUUCUAAUUAAUAUACUUA